Molecule: messenger RNA, 2015 nt
Organism: Drosophila navojoa
Lineage: Eukaryota; Metazoa; Arthropoda; Insecta; Diptera; Drosophilidae
Gene: salto
Product: cytoskeletal protein salto
Source: RefSeq, a predicted model, not a curated record
GCAACAACAAUAAUAUUGAUAACAAUAAUACAGAAAAUAAAACUUUGGCCCUGUCGCUGCCCACAUCGCCGGGUCUUAGCGUAGGCUCAGCCACAUCUGCCACCAGUAUAUCGCGCCGCACGGAUGCCGACUCGGAGGAUGCCCCGCCCAAGACCAAGACGAAGUUUACCCGGCCGCGCAUGAAUCAGCUGACAGAGCAGCGCAUCAAUCGCUUACGCUCCUCUGCAGCAGAUGGGAUCAAUUUAUCGGUGGUGAGAUCGCAUUCGGAAGCGCCCGCAUCGCACGCCAAAAGGAAAGGUGAUCAAACAUCCAGUCAAACAUCGAUUUGUGUGCGCAUGCAGGAAGAUGGAGUUGAGCCAUUGCCGUGUCCACAGGCCCUGGAGACGCUCCAGAGGGGACUGGAAGACAUGCAGUCCGAGUUUAUGAGAAAGGCGGCAGACUUUCGUGGAAAAGGCCAUGGCUAUACCUACAAGCUGGUUGCCAUUGUGCACAACGACAAUUGCAAGGUGCUCGUGCACCGGGAUGACUUGCUGGCCAUGCCCAAAAAUCUGCCUGCCCAUUCGCUGAAUGAUUUCAGAAACCUGUGCCAUAAUACACUCAAGGAGGGCGUCUGGUUCAUUUUCGAGCAGAUCGCAUCGGUGCAGUCGGAGGAAAACAGCCUGCUGACAGUGCGCCAAGAAGAACUACGCCGUCAGCUGGAUGGGCAUCUGAACAACAAGCUGGCUCUCGUCGACAAUGAGCUGAUGGAAUUGUGUAAGGCUGCUGGCAGCGACGAAUCGGCAAAGCUAAGGGCUCAGAUAUACGAGCUAACUGAAGUGAACAAUGAGCUGGUGUCGGCCAAUUCGAAACUGGAGAUGGAUGUGGUGGACAUACGCAGGCAGCGAGACGAGCUCAAAACAUCGCUUGAGAUAUCCCAGAAGCGUAGCGACGAUCUCGCUUUAGAUCUGGCCAAUAAGAAUAUUUUGCUGGUGGAGAAAGCAGGUGCUCUGGAGGACGUGAUGGCCGAAGUUAAAAAUCUAAAGAAAACCAAUAAGAUAUUGCAGCAGCGCCAAAGAGAGAGCGACAACAACAUAGACUGCAUUCGGCUAUCGAAAGAGAAGCUCUUGUCCCGCAUUGAGGAUUUGGAGAAGCAAGUGCUGGAGGCGCAGAGCGAAUGCUUGAUACUCCAAAAGAAAGUGGAUGAGCUGAUGGAAGAUCUGGCCGAGAAGGAAACCAUCAUGGCCGAGCAGAGGGCACAGCUGCAGGACCAAGAGCUCACCAAGACGCUGCGGUCGGAGUCGAGUAACGAACCCGACCCGGAUAUGGAACAGUUAUGUGAUCUACAGGCAGAGCUGGAGCGUCAACAGAUGCGUCUGGCCGAGCAGGAGCAGACGGAGCAAGCGCUGCGCAUGGAAUUGGAGCAGAAACAGGAUGAGCUAAACAAGGCAGAGCUCAAAGUCAGCCGGCUAGAGGAGCAGAACGAACACCAUCGCCAGGUGCUGGCCGUGCGCGGUGAGCGCAUCAACUAUCUGGAUCAGGAAAUGAAGCAACGUGAACUGGAGAGCAAUCGCAAAUUAAAUGAAAUUAUGGCUCAAACCAGUGAUAAAAAUACGCUCAUUACACAGAUGACCAACGAGCUGGCAGCAACAAAUGAGCAAUUCCAAAAUCUCUGCUCCAAGCUGACCGCCAAGCAGACAAAGCUACGUAGCCAGGAGCACGUCAUCAAGCUGCUGGAGGAGAGCAAUGAGCGCAGCGUCAAGCUUCACACGAAGCUGGGCGAGAAGAAUGCCAUGCUUAAGGACGAGCUCGAUCACUUGCGGCGCACUGUAAAUAACCUAAUGUUAGCCAACGAUGUAAACGCUGCUCCAGAUGUUCCAGAACUUGUACUGGAAUAAACCCAAAUAGGACAAAUGUAUUUAGCAAAAUUAAAAAAGUAUUAAAUGUAAUGUUUUUAUCAAAAUUAUAAUUGGCAACAAUGGGCGGAAUAUAUUUGAGCCAGUGCCGGCCCAUGAAGUGUUAAGACUGCAGCUGCCAUA